Mercenaria mercenaria is the source of this 5871-nucleotide messenger RNA. Its product is annotated as acyl-coenzyme A thioesterase 8-like. Gene Ontology annotation, biological process: fatty acid catabolic process; acyl-CoA metabolic process. Gene Ontology annotation, molecular function: fatty acyl-CoA hydrolase activity. Gene Ontology annotation, cellular component: peroxisomal matrix. NCBI's taxonomy places the organism in Eukaryota, Metazoa, Mollusca, Bivalvia, Venerida, Veneridae. The transcript is spliced from 6 exons. Bases 477 to 1439 code for a protein of 320 amino acids. The record is from RefSeq and is a predicted model, not a curated record.
GAAUUAUUGGGGUGGAGACCGCCACCCCAGUCGCGACGCCUCUGGGUGGUAGCUGGUCCAAACCCCAAGUAUAUGUGCUCUUGUAGACUUUCACCUCCGCUUCUAGCGCUGCGGAUAAAGGCAAUAAGUAAACUUCUGAUAGAUCUACAUCAAAACGUUUAUGUUGCGAGAAAUUGUUUGUUCUGUUUUAAAGUCAAACACAUUUUCCAAUUUACAAUCAUCUGUUAACUUUGCAUAAAUAAAAUAAGUUAUUUUAUUCUUCACAGCUAUAUAUGUUUCAUCGUACCUCAAAACUGACUAGUUUGAUAAUAAGAGCGAAAAAAAAUCUUCAAAAUACUACAAGGUGCGAGUACACAAAGAGAUAUGAUUUAGUGUCAUUAAACCUCAAAUAUCAAAGACUAAUUUUGUCGCUAAAUUAAAAAUACGGUGUACCGUCGCACUUAUCUAUUCGGUUUACUCAAUAUUCUUCGCAGAAAAUGUCACGGUUCCUUGGCAGAAAGUUAAAUCGCAUGUUAAGAAUUAGAACGAUGGCUACAGCACCUGACAGCGACUUAGAAGGAGAAGUUAUACGCUCAUUUCUUUCACUAGACACAUUAGACCCCAACAUUUUCAGAGCUCCAAAAGAAAACCUUUGGCACCCACACAGAAGCAGGUUUGUAUUUGGUGGGCAGGUUGUUGGUCAAGCACUGGUUGCAGCCUGUAGCACAGUCUCCCCUGAUCAUCAUGUACACAGUCUCCACUGCUACUUCCUUAGAGGAGGAAACUCAAAUUGGCCAAUUCUUUACCAUGUGGACAGAACACGGGAUGGAGAAACCUAUGCCAGUAGGUCUGUGAAAGCUACACAAGAUGGCAAGGCAAUAUUUACCAUGCAGAGUUCAUUCAAGACAGACGAGACCCAGGUUUACCACUAUCAGAUGGAAAUGCCCAAAGUUAAAGGACCAGAGGAAUAUUUGGAUGCAAACGAAAUUCUUAAAAUGAGAUUAAAAGAAGAGGGGUCUCACAUACAAAAAGAUUUGGAGCACUUCUUAGCAGAAGAAUUGAGAAUACUUACAAGACCUACCGAUCCACAACUUUUCUUCAAGCAAAAAGUAGGAGAGCCAAAAAGACUCUUCUGGAUGAAGACAGAUGGCACAAUUGGUGAUGAUAACAAGAUUCAUCAGUGUGUGGCAGCGUAUAUGUCAGAUUUCUCUCUCCUCGGUACCUCACUACAGCCGGGAGGUCCCAAUUUUGAAACCAAAUUUAUGACAUCCCUGGACCAUACCAUAUGGUUUCACAAUCCAUUUAGAGUAGAUGAAUGGAUGCUGUAUGAAUCGUUUAGUCCACAUGCAGGUAGUGGCAAGGCACUGUGUUUGGGCAGAGUAUGGAAACAAGAUGGAACAUUAGCAAUGUCAGUGGCUCAAGAGGGAGUGGUCAGAAAUACACCCCUAUCAAAAAUGUAGAAGGUGAUAUACCAGUGGAUUUGAUGAAUGAAUCCUUCCAGUGAUAAAGGAUUUUAUUAUGUGAUACUAUGGGGAAGCUCAUUUCUGAAAAAGUGGAUUUGAAAUGGAAAAAACAGUAUUAAAUAUUAGACUGCAUGAUCAAAUGGUCUAUAAGUUAUUAGAUAGAGUAUGACAGUACAUUUAUUCAAGUGCUUUUAUGGUACAGAUGUAUGCAAGACGCUUACUGACUUCUUAACUCUUUCCAAGGAAAAUGACUGCUGUAUGUUAACUUGAGGGAUAGGAAAUGGGAAGUUGUUGUUGUUGUUGUUUUGUAAAUUGAGAAAUUGCUAUUUUAUAAGUGCAGGUGCACUAGUAGUAAAUCGCUAUACAUAACAGUAUGUGUCUGCAAAACUUGUCCAGUAAGUUGAAUUACAUCUCUUGCUACUGGUAAAUCUACACGUUUAAAACAUGUAAGUCUGCUUUUACAGGUACCAUUGAAAGCAUAUGGCUAUAUUUUGUGAAUAUCUCGCAGUUAAUGUACUCAAUUUCAACACCCCAGACAAACUACUGAAAGGAAGAAAUCUUAAACUGUACCAAUAUGACAUUGCAGGCUCGAUUUAGAAAUAUUCAUCUUUUUCAGCAUUACUUCAAUGUGAUAAGAUUUCAUGGAAGGCUAAGUUGGAAACAGUAUCUGAUAAUAUAGACUGUUCUGUUGUUAAAUAUAUUGUUAGAUUUGUUUAUUAUUUUAUAACAAAUGUUCUUGCUGUUUUUCUUAAGCAUUCAGAAAUGUGAAUCAUCUUUGUUACAACUUACUGGUCUUGAUUUUACACUUGUUUACAUGCGUUGCAAUUAAAGAAAAAAAUAUUGUUAAGAAUUUAGCUUCUGUAAGGUUAUGAAAUACAUGAUUGUACAUGUAUAUGUUUAAAGUGUGUUGAGGCCGGCCUCAAUGCAUACAUUUAACACAACAUGUAUUUCAUACCCAACAAAAAAUCACUUGAUGUUGAUUAAAUUUAGUAAUAUGUCUUGUUUCCUCUUUCUGUCGUAUUGUUUCAGAAUUUUUACUUGGUUUGUGUUGCAUUAUUAUGCAGUAAUAGAUCAAGGCCAACAUCCCCCUCACCUCAGUCAUAUCAUAUGCUUAAUGAAAAACUACAUCUCUUAGUAAUAUCAUUUGUUUUAUUGAAAACUACAAAACCUAGCAAUAGUAUGUGCUUAAUUGAAAAACAUACACACAAACACAUUUUCUCAUAUUUAGCUAGUAUAUAGAAAUAAAAAUCUAAAUUUUACUUGAGAAAUAAUAAGUUCCUUUAUCGUAGAAUAACCCAUGUUUUGAGUUCUUAUGCAGAAGAAUAUAUCACGAAUGCCGUAGGCCUGAGUGGUAUAUUGUUUUGCAUAAGAAUGAGAAACUCGGCUUAUUCUACUAUAAAUCACUAUUGGGAACUUGUUAUUUCGAUUCUAACACAACAUACAUGUACUAGUAUCAACAGUGUUAGAAAAAGUGGUAACUACUUUUUACAACAUGAACUACACUUCAUGCUAUGCACCUGGAUAGAGGAUGACGUCACUACUUUGCACGCGCAUGUGUAUAUAGGUGUAUAUAAGUUAUUUGCUGGUCGUGUUAGAACGUAUUUUAUGAUACAGUUGCAAGUAACACAUGUGAUAUUUUCUAUAUUUCUAUGAUAGCAUUAUGUUUAAAAGAAACAGGCAUGUAACUGAUUCAAAACUAAAGGUAUAUAAUUUUGCUUUGCUUAGCAGUGCUCUUUAAUUAUAUGUUUUUCAGUGAAUUAUUUAACAAAUAAUCAAGGCCUUCGCAUUGUUUAUCGUCUAAUUUACCACGGUUCAGAGUUCAAAUGCGUAGGAAUUAAAUACUGAAGCAUCUGAACGAUGAACCGUGGUAAAUUAGACGAUAAAUCACAAGAAGAUCUUGUCAUUGAUUGUUUUCAUUCUGACAUGCACGUUAAUAUAUUUCAAUAAAUAUUAUGCUGGAAUUCAUUUUCGAGAGGAGUAAUGUAUCAGACGUCAGGCGGCUACAUGACGUCAAAAUUGACGUCAUAAUGCUCUCUUACCGGUCUGUGCGUCAACUGUUGUUUAUCGCAGGAUAUAUUGCAUUUGAUUUUCUUCUUUGUUUAACUGGAAAUCAAUUCGAGCCAUAUGUUAGAAUAUAAUAUAUCUGAUAUAUAUCUGGUAAUUACACAAUGGAAAAUAAAUUUGAUAUUCUUUGCUGAUAUGCAACUACAUUAAGAGUAAAAUUUGGCAAAACUCAUUGGAAUUUUAUACUAAAUUUAUUUCGUGGGCUGAGCGCGAAACUAUUGUAACUGUAUAUAAAUAAAGAACAAGAUACAAUAGUUUCGCGCUCAGCCCUCGAUUUAUGUCUUUGAAACAGAAAUAAGAUUUAUAACAUGUUUCGAGUGAAUUAUGGAAAUAUUUAAGAGAAUAGAUCUGGUAAUUUCACAGAAGAAAAAAAGCAACCUCCACGCAGGAAUAUUGUCAAACAAUCAUCCCUGCCUUCAAGCAGAUCAAAUGACUAUGGUACAACCAUGUGAUCCUAAAAUGGCGACAAGCUUGGCAAUGCCUGGUAAAUCAAAUGCUUGCCAUAAUCUACAGGCAAAUUGACAUUUAUUUCACAACCCUUAAGAACAUAAUGAAAGUAUAUAAUGUAUCUAUAUUUUGCAGUGUGCCUUUUGUCAGAUUCUAUUACUGUACUCAAAAUAGCAUCAAAUAAUUUCAUUGUUUACAUUUUAGCAGGUGUGCGUUACAACACCAGAAAAAGACGUAUUUUUGUAUUACAGCAUUAUUUUUUAGUUCUUUGCUCGUUUUACAAGCAAAAUAUAUGAUAUUUAACUACUGAGAUAAAAACUUGGCUUAAAUUCAGCCCAAUUUAUAUGUGGUGUACCGAUAAGGGGAAGUAACACUGUGAUGGAGUUUGGAAAAAAAAAAGACUGAAAUAUCAAAUAUACAAAAUUUGGAUAAAAUCACUGGAAAGCAUGAAAUAGAAUGAAAAUUUGUUUUGUAAGAGCAAGUAUCUUUGACUAAUGUCAACACCAGGCCCAGUGUUUACAAAACAUUUUUCUGUCUCAGCUUGAGUUUGAAAUUUUUGUACCGUAUCAAUUUUACUAAAACUUCAAGGUUAAAUUCUUACUGAGAUUGACAGUCAAUACUGAAUAGCCACUUGAAAAUAGUUAUUAACUUAAAAUUUAGUUUUAAACAUGAUAUUUAGAUAUGAAUGACAAAUAAAGUUCCAUCAUCAAACACAGCUGUGACUGAAAAUGUUUUGUGAACACGGGGUCAGAUUUUUUCAGAGUAUUGGUAUCUGGUGUUCACGGGGUGAAGAAUAUUUCAGUCUCACUAUGAACUGUCGAGUAACUAGAUAAAUGUUAGAACAAUUAAUUGAUACAUGAUUUUAAAUUGAUCAAAGAAUGCUUCAUUGUGCUUUCAGCCAUCAGUAGGGUGUCCCAAUGUCUAUUUGUUAGUUUUACUUUUAAAAGUUCCUUUAUAAUAUGCAGAAAGUAGAACUACAAGUGGACUUGAAGGGGUAGGUCCAUCUAUAGGCCAUGUGUUCUAAACCAAGCCGUAGUUUCUGUCAUUUAAUGAGUUCUAAAAGAAGCAUCCCAACAGAAUACAAUUUUAACGAAACUUUCUAUGGUCAAUAUACCUGGCUGAACAUGGUCAAAGGGAGGUAACUCAGCCUUUAAAAUGAUUCAGUCCAAAUUUAAACCUUCAAGACUACCACACCAGAUCUAGAAAACUUUCAAGGUGCUAAAUACUACUUGUAUAGUUGCAGUUAACUAUUUUUAAGUUUUACUAUUGUCUUAUUUGUAUUUUAUCCAUUGUUAUAGUUUUAGAAUUUAAAUAAAUCUCAGGAAUACAACUCUUUCAGUAUGUCUAUUAUUUUUUAAACCCUGAAAUUGUCAGCAUGUUUAAAUUGUAAUUAAAUUAACAGUUAAAAUUCAUACAUAUUUUAUCAUUAACAUUCAAAAUAUACCAAGUACCAUGAUAUGAAAAUGUUCAGACACUGACAAUUUGAAUUUGUUACAGCCUCAGUGCUUGAGUUUCAUGAAUAAAUCUAUGUUCCUGGUUCCUAUUAAUUUAUUUGUUUUUGCACUUUUUCUGCACAAGCUAUUUUGUGGGAAAUUUCUGGCUAGUUUUUUUUUUUUGGUAAUCCUGGUUCUCAGCUAGUUUGUGGCUUGUUUGCAGUAACUAGUUAGUUGGAUGUUCGCAGCAGUUAGUUCCUGGGAUGAACGCAGCAACUUGUUUGCGGGAAGCUCACAGCUACUUGUUUGCAGGGAGUUUGCGGCAACUUGUUUGUGGCAAAUCUAAUUUGCAUGUGAAACGUGAACAUUGGAUUAACAUCCCCCAAUCAUUGUAUCUGUUUCAUCAGGAGUUUGCUGCAUGUUCACCUGAUAUUCGCGGCAUGAUCUCAACAAGUGUUCGCAGGAAACUAUAAUAUUUCUGUAAG